This is a messenger RNA of Megalopta genalis, 1807 nucleotides long. It is a transcript of the gene Orco, whose product is annotated as odorant receptor co-receptor. The record is from RefSeq and is a predicted model, not a curated record. Gene Ontology annotation, cellular component: plasma membrane. Gene Ontology annotation, biological process: sensory perception of smell; detection of chemical stimulus involved in sensory perception of smell. NCBI's taxonomy places the organism in Eukaryota, Metazoa, Arthropoda, Insecta, Hymenoptera, Halictidae. Gene Ontology annotation, molecular function: olfactory receptor activity; odorant binding.
CCUCCGUGACCGACGGGGACGGGGACGGAAAAGGGAGAAAGAGGAAGGAACGUCGACGAAGAAACCAACCCCUCGGGGCCGGCGAUCGAGGGUCAGCCGACUCGCUAGUUCCGUUAGUUUCCAUCGAUACCGCGUGCCCUUAUCACCGACACGCCGAUUCCUGUUUGCGAACUAUCGGCGAGCUCGCGCCUCACCGUGAUUACUUUGGAUAACACGCGUGGCUAAAUACCGGGCCUCAAGAUGAUGAAUUUCAAACAACAGGGGCUGGUCGCUGACCUGGCGCCGAACAUCACGUUAAUGAAAGUUAGCGGUCACUUUCUGUUCAAUUACUACAACGACAGUUCUUCGAAAUUCAUACACAAGAUCUUCUGCAUUGUACACCUCGUCCUGAUUCUCCUCCAGUUCGUACUCUGCGGUAUCAAUCUCAUGCUCGAGAGCGACGACGUCGAUGUACUGACAGCGAACACGAUCACGAUGCUCUUCUUUACGCACACGAUGGUCAAGAUGGUUUAUUUCGCGGUUAGGACUAAGCUCUUUUACAGAACGUUCGCCAUCUGGAACAAUCCCAACAGCCACCCUCUGUUUGCCGAGAGCAACGCUCGGUAUCAUCAGCUAGCUGUAAAGAAGAUGAGAAUACUGUUGAUGGCUGUCAUGGGCGCGACGGUGUUGUCCACGAUUUCUUGGACCACCAUCACGUUCAUCGGUGAUUCGGUGAAAAAGGUCACCGAUCCUGUCACCAACGAAACCUCCUUCGUCGAGGUGCCAAGACUCAUGCUUUACUCUUGGUACCCGUUCAAUCCCAGCCACGGAAUGGCUCACAUCCUGACGCUUAUAUUCCAAUUUUACUUUCUGCUCUUCUCCAUGUUGGACGCGAAUCUUUUCGACACGCUUUUCUGCUCGUUCCUUCUGUUCGCUUGCGAGCAAAUCCAGCACCUGAAGAACAUCAUGAAGCCGUUGAUGGAGUUCAGCGCUACGCUGGACACUGUCGUGCCAAACAGCGGUGAAUUGUUCAAAGCUAGCAGCGCGAAGCAGGUGGCGGAAAUCGAUGCGCCACCGCCAGUCACACCAGCGAACAAUGACAGUAUGUUGGACAUGGAUCUUCGAAGGAUUUAUAACAAUCGGCAAGAUUUUACGGCGACCUUCCGUGCAAACGCUGGGGGACAGUAUAACGGAACCAUCGGGCCGAACGGAUUGACGAAGAAUCAAGAAAUGCUGGUUCGGAGCGCCAUCAAAUAUUGGGUGGAGAGGCACAAGCACAUCGUCAGGCUGGUUACUGCAGUUGGAGACGCGUAUGGUAUCGCUUUACUGUUACACAUGUUGGCUACCACCAUUACAUUGACAUUGCUGGCUUACCAAGCUACCAAAAUCAAUGGAAUUAACGUGUACUCGGCCUCGGUAAUUGGAUAUUUGCUCUAUUCUCUUGGUCAAGUAUUCAUGCUCUGCAUAUUUGGAAACCGUCUAAUUGAAGAGAGCUCAUCGGUGAUGGAAGCAGCUUAUUCGUGCCACUGGUAUGACGGUUCAGAAGAAGCGAAAACGUUCGUACAAAUUGUGUGUCAGCAGUGUCAGAAAGCGAUGUCAAUUUCGGGGGCGAAGUUCUUCACGGUGUCCCUAGAUCUCUUUGCUUCGGUAUUGGGAGCUAUGGUGACCUACUUCAUGGUGUUGGUGCAACUGAAGUGAACACCACGGGCUAACUGCUUUGUGGAUGAAUGUGAGAGUUGGAGUGCUCGAGUAUGCAUGGUUACCGUUGUCAAGCUCGAAUUUUGUAUUUCGUGCGUAGCAAUGACUUUCAUAGAAGAUCCCGAUGAUU